GAAAAGGGCGUAAGCCGUUCACUUUUUCGACGAAGUAUCGUUCGAUACUGAUUUAGAGCACAUAUGUGGAUAUAGUAGAAAUUACAGAAAGUAAAAUAUAAUCUUCUAAAGUCGGACUUUUUUCUUUCAAGGACUAUCUGGAAAAAUGACAACUUGUCCGGAAAUAGCCAGUCAGAGUCACUCUGAUAUUGUGCUCAGCACUUACGAAAGAACAAAUGGUACAAGCGUUGUGAUUGGCUGUAAAGGUUUUGGACGUCAUGUGUCUGGACCAACCAAUGUUGAAUGUCUCGACACAGGGGCAUGGUCUGCGACACCAAAACUAGAAUGUGAAAUUGGUCUCGACGAAAAAGAAAAGCUCAUUCUUGCUGCUGGAGUAGUAAGUGCUGCUCUCGUGCUUAUCACACUGGCUGCGAUAUGCUGUUAUUGCUGUUGCUGCAGACGCAGACGACGCUAUAGACGUCACUACAAAGGCUGGAGAGACCGGGGUGAUAAUUGGAAGGAUGGAUGGUCGGGCUGGACCAGCAGAUGGUUCAGUGGUUCUUCCGGUGACAAUCACAUGAAGAGAGGCAAUCAUUUCUAUGAUUAUAAUUCUAGCCCUUCAAAAAGUUUCGUGCACGAAUAUGGUUACUCUAGCGACAACAGAGAUGGUAAGGAGAACUUUUCGAAGAAGUCGAAAUUCUUCGGACGUUCUAGAAGGUUUUCGGAUGGGGAUAAAUAUUCGGUUGAUAGACAAGAUUUUUCGAAAAGGACAAAUUUCCUAAGGGAAUCUGGAAAAUAUUCAGACAUGGAUAAAUACUCAAAUGAUCGGAAUGACUUUUACAAAAAGUCAAAUUUCCUGCAGCAAUCUGGGAAAUAUUCCGAUAUGGACAAGAGAUCGGCUGAUCAGCAAGACUUUUCCAAAAGGUCAAAUUUUCUACGACAAUCUGGGUGGCAUUCUGGAAUGGAUAGGUACUCAGGUGACCGUUUGGAUAAGAGACGUAAGGGGUGGAGGGGAUGGACUGACACUUUAAGGGAGAACUGGAUUGAUUGGCGACACCGAGCUUUUGGGGACUCCCUUGCAGACGGCUCAGUUAGAAGGCGCGAUAAUCGUUAUGAUGGCUCAUAUCCUGGAAGGGGUUUCAGACAAGGAUAUAGUCGAUAUUCCGAUGGGGAUAGACAAUCGGUUGAUCGACGGGAAAUAAUGCGGUCAAGACGAUACUCGAAUGACUAUGUGCCACCUCCUGGCGACUUCCGGCGCGGUCGCAGAUAUUCUGACCCGUCUGUCUUAACACACAGAAAUCGAUAUGCUAAGCGAGAGGUUUCAUAUGAUUCCAUGCCGGAGGAAGUAAGUUAUCACCGCACGCGUAGAUACUCCGAUCCAAUGGUGUAUAGAUCUGAACAGUAUCCUCAAAGACAAAAUGCUUCGUACGAAUCCAGGAUUGUCACGAGUGGUGACUCAUAUAGACCGUCUUACAAUAUAAUCAGGGUAGAUGACUCUGCGCAAAAAAUAAGCGGGAGAGAACCAACAACGUCGGAGUAUGUAACAACGUCGGAAUAUGUUGACAAACCUGUUGUCUACGCCGGUACAGACGUGUACCGGCAUAUAGAAGGACAUUCUACGAUACUGGAACCGAUAUAUUACUCCGAUCCGAAUUAUUAUCACAUCGGGUCGCGGCAAAGUGGAGCGCUAUUAAACGGACAGGCGCAGUAUAGCGGCGGAGCACUAUUAAAUGGACAGGCGCGGUAUAGCGGCGGGGCGCUUUAUAGCGGACAGUCGUUAAAGCACGUUUCUGGGCAUGGGAAUUAUGAUGGGCUGUUACGCCUUCCACCUAUUUCACUGGAUAAACUUUCAAAAGUCGUAGACAUUGACUUAAACAAAUUUAACCAAUCCUACGGCACCCAGAUAGCCUCUUCGCCAAGGAUUUUAGAGUUAAAUGGGGACAGACACGUGACUACUCAGCGCAUAGGUACAGAUAUUGGGCGGAUAAAUACCGGUCAUUAUGAAGUUCUGUCUGCAAAUCCAUCAUCAGGGUACAUUGUUGAACGACAGGAAUUUCCGAUCGAGAGCAGUACGAAGAAAGGCGGACAUUACACGUUGUACCAGGGUAAAGGAAAAACUACCGAAAUAUUUAAUAAUGAUACCGACCCAAAGACAUUCUUUUAAAUAUGAAAAAAGAACAGCAUGUGAUAAAAUGGUUGAAAAAAAUUAUAUGUAUAUGACAAAAUAUUUAAAAUUUAUACGUGUAUAUAAUAAAUAAUUUAAAAUGUAUAAGUAAUGUAUAAUAAAAUAUUAAUGUUUUAUUU
Mercenaria mercenaria is the source of this 2283-nucleotide messenger RNA. RefSeq lists its product as uncharacterized. The transcript has 7 exons. The record is from RefSeq and is a predicted model, not a curated record. The coding region runs from base 146 to 2143 and encodes 665 amino acids. Lineage: Eukaryota; Metazoa; Mollusca; Bivalvia; Venerida; Veneridae.